Molecule: messenger RNA, 960 nt
Organism: Apaloderma vittatum (bar-tailed trogon)
Lineage: Eukaryota; Metazoa; Chordata; Aves; Trogoniformes; Trogonidae
Gene: VPS45
Product: vacuolar protein sorting 45 homolog (S. cerevisiae)
Exons: 9
Biological process (GO): intracellular protein transport; vesicle-mediated transport
Cellular component (GO): Golgi membrane
Source: RefSeq, a predicted model, not a curated record
GAGAACGUGGAGCUGCUCAUCCAGGAGCUGCGGAGGCCCAAGUACAGCAUCUACUUCAUCUAUUUCAGUAACGUGAUCAGCAAGAGCGACGUCAAGUCCUUGGCUGAGGCUGACGAACAGGAGGUCGUGGCCGAGGUUCAGGAGUUCUACGGCGAUUACAUCGCGGUGAAUCCGCACGUCUUUUCUCUCAACCUCUUGGGCUGCUGCCAGGGGCGCAGCUGGGAUCCGGCUCAGCUGGCCAGGACAACCCAGGGGCUGACGGCUCUGCUGCUCUCUCUGAAGAAAUGCCCCAUGAUUCGCUACCAGCUCUCUUCGGAGUCGGCCAAGAGGCUCGCCGAGUGUGUCAAGCAAGUAAUCACUAAAGAGUACGAGCUGUUUGACUUCCGGCGCACGGAGGUUCCUCCCUUACUUCUCAUUCUGGACCGGUCUGACGAUGCCAUCACCCCGCUUCUGAACCAGUGGACGUACCAGGCGAUGGUGCACGAGUUGCUGGGGAUUAACAACAACCGCAUCGACCUCUCUCGGGUCCCGGGGAUAAGCAAGGAUCUCCGGGAGGUCGUCCUGUCCGCCGAGAACGACGAGUUCUACGCCAACAACAUGUACCUGAACUUCGCGGAGAUUGGCAGCAACAUCAAGAAUCUCAUGGAGGAUUUCCAGAGGAGGAAGCCGAAGGAGCAGCAGAAGCUGGAAUCCAUAGCAGAUAUGAAGGCGUUCGUGGAGAAUUACCCGCAGUUCAAGAAGAUGUCGGGCACGGUGUCGAAGCACGUGACGGUGGUGGGAGAGCUCUCUCGCCUCGUGGGUGAGCGAAACCUGCUGGAGGUGUCGGAAGUGGAGCAGGAGCUGGCCUGCCAGAACGACCACUCCAGCGCUCUCCAGAACGUCCGGCGCCUGCUGCAGAACCGCAAGGUGACGGAUCUGGACGCCGCCCGGCUCGUGAUGCUCUACGCCCUGCACUACGAG